AUGCCGGUCAACUGCUGCGACAUCAUUCGCGCCAUUCCACCGCUAUCGAGCGCGAGUCGUCGUUUCGGGUGCGGGACGGUGCACGAGGUGUUCGAGUACGCGGUGAAGCGACACGCGAGCAGACCGGCGCUGGGCGAACGGGACGUCGAGGAGACGACGAAGACGACGACGAGCGACGGGCGAGAGGUGGAAAAAUUACGAUUGGGAGGGUAUAAAUGGAUGACGUUUCGAGAGGCGAGCGAACGGGUGAGCGCGAUCGCGAGUGGGUUGGUGGAUCUCGCGGGGUUGAAGCCGCAAGACAAGGUGAUAAUCUACGCCGAUACCAAGCGCGAUUGGCAGCUCACGGCGCAGGCGUGCUUUCGAAUGAAUCUCACGGUGGUGACGAUUUACGCCACGCUCGGUGAAGACGGGGUGAAGCAUGGGAUAAAUCAAACCAAGGCAAGCGUCGUCGUGUGCGAUGGAAAACUCUUGAAGACGUUGACAAACGUCGCCGGGGAUUGUCCGUCGCUCAAGCACGUGGUGACGAUGGGCGAGCCCGAACAAGCGUCGUUGGAUAAGUUACCCAAGAGUGUGUUCCAAAUCGGACUAGACGAGGUCGCAACGCUCGGUGCGCGCAAGCCCAUGGCGGCGCGGCCGCCGAAAUCGACCGACAUCGCGGUUUUGAUGUACACCAGCGGUACCACGGGGGCGCCGAAGGGCGUCAUGUUGAACCACUCCAACGUGUGCGCGACGAUGACUGGCCUCAAAGACGCGGGUGAUUUUACCAAUAAGGACGUCUACUUGGCGUACCUGCCGCUGGCACACAUCAUGGAGAUGGCGGCGGAAACGGUGAUGCUCGCUCUCGGUGCCGCGAUCGGUUACGGCUCGCCGCAAACGCUCACGGACACUGGAUUGAAGCUCGCGCCGGGCACGCGAGGCGACGCGCCUACGUUGAAGCCGACGUUCAUGGUGUUCGCUCCGGCCGUGCUCGAUCGAGUCCGUCAAGCCGUGCAGGCCAAGUUUAGCGCCGCAAAACCGGCGUUGAAGAAACUCAUCAACGCGGGCUUGGUAGCGGGUCGUAAAGACUUUGAAAACGGUAAAAUCGGCGCGCCGUUCUUGUACAACGCCAUCAUCUUUAAAAAGGUGCAAAAGCUCAUCGGUGGACGCGUGCGUAUCAUGAUUUCUGGGUCCGCGCCGCUGUCGCGCGAGACGCAAAUCUUCAUGCAAACGUGCUUCCGAUGCCCGGUUCGUCAAGGUUAUGGGUUAACUGAAACCGGUUCGUGCGGUACCAUCGCUUCGUUUGACGAUUAUUCGCCAACCGUCGGUCAAGUCCUCACCUCGGUGAGCAUCUCUCUCCGCGAUUGGGAAGAAGGUGGAUACCGAGUCGCGGACGAAAAAGACCCGUCCAUCGGUAUGCCUCGCGGUGAAGUUCUCAUCGGUGGUCCCGUCGUGUGCCAAGGGUACUUCACUGCGCCUCACAUGCCCGACCCAGAGCUCGAAGCGAAGAACGCAUCCGAGUUCUCCGUCAUCGACGGCGUGCGUUACUUCCACACCGGCGAUGUCGGCCAAUUCACCGCUGACGGUCAAUUGAUGAUCAUCGAUCGCAAAAAAGACUUGGUCAAGCUUCAACAAGGCGAAUACGUCGCCCUGAGCAAGGUCGAGAACGUCUUGAAGCAAUCCCCGUACGUCGCCAUGGCCAUGGCGUAUGCCGAUUCCAAGCACUCGUAUUGCAUCGCCGUCGUCGUCGUCAACGAGGCGCCGCUGAAAAAGCUCGCGUCGAGCAAGGGCAUCACCGGCGACGUCGACACGCUGUGCGCAAACUCCACGAUCAUCAAGGAAAUUUCAUCUGCGUGCAAAUCGGCGUGUAAGACUGGGAAACUCGUCGGUUUCGAGACGCCGACGACGUACAUCUUAACCGCCGAGCCGUGGACUCCGGAUAACGACUUGGUCACCGCGGCGUUCAAGUUAAAGCGACAAAACAUCGUUAAAGCCUUCAAAACAGAAAUCGAUCGCGCGUACGCGUGAGUGUUCUUGUCAAUCAUCGCAUCAAAGCAUCUUCUCAA
Ostreococcus lucimarinus CCE9901 is the source of this 2042-nucleotide messenger RNA. RefSeq lists its product with no specific name. Gene Ontology annotation, molecular function: long-chain fatty acid-CoA ligase activity. The record is from RefSeq and is a predicted model, not a curated record. The transcript has 3 exons. Gene Ontology annotation, cellular component: membrane; endoplasmic reticulum. Lineage: Eukaryota; Viridiplantae; Chlorophyta; Mamiellophyceae; Mamiellales; Bathycoccaceae. The coding region runs from base 1 to 2004 and encodes 667 amino acids.